AUGCAGCAGCCCACCCUCUCUGGCGUCCACGUCUCUUCCGUCCAGGAUGUUCAGCUCAUCUUCUACGCCGUCUACCUCGGAAUCCUCCCCAUGAUAAGCAGGCGACUCGAUGCCCAGGAGCGUAGCCAGCUGCGCUCCGGCUCCUGCUACGUCUGGGCCCAAAGAGAAGAAGCAGGCGCAAUUACGGGCCCUGGUAUCGAACGAUUCACGGAGGGCAGACGCUGGAGUGCUUCUCGCGUCCGAGACGAUUUCCUUUUCUAUUACGAAAAGAAUGAGCCGAAAAAGAGCAGCAAGAACACGAACAACUCACAUCGUCUCAGAAUCCGCUCUCGGGGUUGGGACCCAUUGAUCAAACAAACAUGCUCAAUGCACUUCCACUCUCCACUCGGAAAGCGGAAAUGGAGCCUCACCCACUACUUCUCACAGGGAACCUGCGACCGACUCAUACCCGUCAAGGAUAUCCCUGAUCUACAUGACAUUGGCCCUGUCCCCCCAGGCAUGUUCACCAUUGCACGCACCCCCAAAAAGGGUCGAAGGGGCGCUACUGCUCCUGCUGAUGAGGCCCGCUCCAAAUCAUCCAUCCCGAGUGGAGACCAGAAUCCACCAGCUUCUCUAUCCGAGAACUUCAUAAAUCUGACCUCCGCACGCAUGCAGUCACAAUUCCUCCCCGCGCCGUUCCAGUGCACCACGGAGAAUCAUUUCGUAUACCAUUAUCCGCCUGCAGACGAGACCCUGUACCGAGAAGAUCAAUCUCACUCAUUCUGGUCAGCAACCACAGAUGAGAACAUGCGCCCGCUUUCAACACAGCUCACAUACCACAACUAUCCUAUCUCCGUUGAUCUGACUGUGGAACGUACUCCGAAUGUGAAUUCAAGUUGGUUGGCGGUGCAUGAGGGCUACGUCUCGAGCACAGCAUAUCACCCCAUUGCUCCUGCGCCAAUCCAGACCACACUGCAACAAAGCUCUUAUUCCGUCCCAUCAUCGCCUUCAGUGACCGACUCGGAAUUGUCAUACUCUUCGCAAGGGAGCGAUAUGUCCGCUGACGCAGGAAACUUCACCUUCGUGCAAGCCCCAGCGGUGAUGGAUGCCAAUUAUGGACCCAUCGAAGAAAUCGAAAUGGAUAGCGACGGAGAUCCCAUUGGGCACCUGGCGCCCCUGCACGCUCUACGCAGGCAUCACCCGUACCACAGGGACCCCAUUGAUGACCGGGCCCUGCAGAUCUUAGGCUCGAGGCGCGCGUAA
Messenger RNA from Heterobasidion irregulare TC 32-1, 1242 nucleotides. RefSeq lists its product as uncharacterized. Gene Ontology annotation, molecular function: DNA binding. The record is from RefSeq and is a predicted model, not a curated record. The coding region runs from base 1 to 1242 and encodes 413 amino acids. The transcript is spliced from 4 exons. NCBI's taxonomy places the organism in Eukaryota, Fungi, Basidiomycota, Agaricomycetes, Russulales, Bondarzewiaceae.